AGCAAACUUUCUGAGUAUAUAGUAGUACUAAUAUAUUUCUAUGGUUAUCAAAGUCCAGCACUUGCACGUCACCAAAGUUAUUUAGUUUUCUUCAACAUUCUGAGAAAGCCAGAAGUGAAAAAAAAUGGCUUCAAGGCAGCCAUUCCCACCAAAUCCAAGGCCUAAAACCAGCAUAAUUUUUCUUGCAAUCACAAUCUCUACUUCACUCAUCAUUCUCUCUGCAAUUCUGUAUUUUAUUUACUAUUUAUGGUACACUUUAGUUCACAGGUCAAGAACCAGCCCAUUUGAUGGAGCUUCUCCAUUGAAGCAGCUUCAAAGAUUCAGCUACAAAGAGCUCAAGAAUGCCACCAACAGCUUCAGUACCUCCAACUGCAUAGGAAAAGGGGGUUCUUGCACUGUUUUCAGAGGAAUCUUGAGGGAUGGGAAAUUGGUGGCUGUGAAGCUUCUUGAUUCAGCCUCUUUUCAAUGUGAACAGGAGUUUCAGAAUGAGUUGAAGAUUCUUGGUGGGAUAAAGCCCUGCCCUUUUGUUGUUUCUCUGUUGGGUUUUUGUGUGGAGGGGGAGAAGAGGCUCGUGGUGUAUGAAUAUAUGCCUAACAGAAGUUUGCAAGAAUCGUUAUUCUCUGAAUCAGACAGCCUUAACUGUGGUGAUACGAGGCUGAGUUGGGGCAGGAGGUUUGGUAUAAUCCAUGAUGUUGCAAAGGCUUUAGCUUUUUUGCAUAAUGAAUGUGGUCCUGCUGUGAUUCAUGGGGAUGUGAAGCCAAGCAAUGUGUUGCUUGACACUGAGUUCAGAGCUAAGCUUUCCGAUUUCGGCUUGUCUAGGUUGAAGGUUGAGAGUGAGGGUGAGAUUGGUGUUGAUUUGUUCAGUCAGGAUCUGUGGAAGAGUCAAGAACUUUCUGGAAACUCGAAUGCUGGCGUGGGAGGGGGUGGGGAGAAUGAGAGUACUCCUAAUGUUGGGACUCCUGUGGAGAGCCAUGAGAAUGAUGAGGUGGAUUUUGCAUUGGCUUUGCAAGCAUCUGCCUCUUCCAAGAGUAGUUGUAGGGUUUAUCACAAUGUUAUGGGAUUAGCUAUAAAUUCUUUGAAUUUCAACUUUAGCCCUGAUUGUGGGAGUGAGAAUAAGGGGGGUGUGGAAUUGAAGGGGAAGGAGCUAUCAGCAAAUGAAAAUGGUGGGGUGGAGUGGAGUAAAUUUGUGCCAUAUGAUGAUGAGUUGAGCAGUGUGGAUCAUAGUAAAGAGAUAAACUUGAAUGCUGCCAUCGUUGGUGAAGAUAAUGGCAGUCGAGAAGAUGUGGGUGCUAAGCAAUGGGGGAAGGAUUGGUGGUGGAAGCAGGAUGGGAGUGGUGAGUUUUGUAGUAAGGACUAUGUGAUGGAGUGGAUUGGUAGCCAGAUUUGCCAUUCGACAGAUUGGGACGAGGAGAAGGGGGCAGUCGAAGAGAAAGCGAGCUCGGAUCAUGCUAAGCAUUUGUAUAAAUGUGAGGAAGUGGGUGAGAAUUCUGUUCAAGAACCUGCAUUUGAAUGUAGUGGGGAGGGUGUUGAGAAGGAGGAUUCAAAAAGGCGGAGGGCUCACGGAAGGAAGCAUAGGAAGAUGCAUGAAUGGUGGAAAGAGGAGGAAAUGGAUGAAGCUAAGAAGGCAAGUAGGCUUCUAGUGUGGAGAAGGGGUAGGUUCAAAGUGCCACAUUUGAGACUAGGGAAAUGCUUCAAGUUCAAGAAUAGGAAAAGGUUGAGGAAUGGAGAUGAUCAUCAACACAAUGCAGAUGAUCAGAACAUGGAGUUUAGCUUCAGAAAGGGGUGGAGGAGAAAAAAUCCACCGCGUUCCAUGGGGAGCGAGGAUCUUUUCAGCCGGGAGUUGAGCAGCACGACGAGUAUGAGGGGCACGUUGUGCUAUGUGGCGCCAGAGUACAACGGCUAUGGCUACUUGAUGGAGAAGUCUGAUAUCUACAGCUUGGGAGUGUUGAUCCUUGUGAUAAUCUCCGGGAGGAGGCCAUUGCACGUGCUGUCCUCGCCCAUGAAGCUUGAGAAGGCCAACUUGAUUAGCUGGUGCAAGAGCUUGGCUCACUCUGGGAACACACUAGAGCUGGUUGAUCAAAGGCUGAGAGAUGAAUACAGCAAGGAACAAGCCACUUUGUGCAUAAAUUUAGCCCUUGCUUGCCUGCAGAAAAUGCCCGAGUUAAGGCCGGAAAUUGGCGACAUUGUCAAGGUUUUGAAAGGCGAAAUGGAGCUCCCUUCACUGCCAUUUGAGUUCUCCCCUUCUCCGCCUCCCAAGCUUCACAGCCGUUCAAGACGAAGACUCAAGAGCUGCGUGGAUUAGCUUGGUCGUUUCGUUGGAUCAGACCAGGAAAAAGGCUUGAUCAAGAAUGUUUCAAUAUUUUGAUCAAAUGAUGUUUAUAAUUGUGGAUUGAUGUGAUCAAGUUUAAGCUUUGCCUUCUUUUAUGUAGUUUUAGUGGAUUGAUCAGAUUCUUACUUACACAAGAUAGGAUUCAAUUGUUAUCAGUUAGACCCUUUUGAAUUCAA
Molecule: messenger RNA, 2505 nt
Organism: Salvia hispanica
Lineage: Eukaryota; Viridiplantae; Streptophyta; Magnoliopsida; Lamiales; Lamiaceae
Product: Protein kinase superfamily protein
Biological process (GO): protein phosphorylation
Molecular function (GO): protein kinase activity; ATP binding
Source: RefSeq, a predicted model, not a curated record